UCUCCGUUGCUACCGUCCUGUGCCCCCUCCCGGUUGGUCAGCUGACCGUCGGUGGGUCUGCUGACUGUCAAACCCCUGAAUCUCUCACCGUGACCCGGACACCAGCAUCACCAGGCCGAGCCCGGUCUCUUUGUCACGGUUACCUGAGCCCGUGGCCCGGAUUGGCACCUGACGUGCUCCGCCGUCAGCGGGAUCGUUGGCCUAAACCAAGACGAGCUCAGCGCAGAGUCGGACCUUCUCAUUCCGCUUCUCCGAUCGAUCCCACUCCGAGGCCGGUUAGCUGGUCGACUCUACCGCGAGCCCCAGUGACCCCUCAGCCGGCCCCCCGCCCGGCAGCCCCCGCUGACAGCCAUGGCCCUGCUGGACCUCGCCAUGCAGGGACUCGCCGUGUUCGGCUUCAUCCUGUUCUUCGUGCUGUGGCUCAUGCACUUCAUGUCCAUCAUUUACGUGCGUCUCCAUCUCCACAAGAAACGGUCGGAGGUCAAACAGUCCUUUGUGCAGCUGGCAGGAGUUUCUCUGCUGAAGCCGCUAAAGGGCGUCGACCCAAACCUGAUCUCCAACCUGGAGACAUUUUUCACUCUGGAUUACCCUAAGUAUGAGAUCCUGCUGUGCGUUCAGGAUCAGGACGAUCCAGCUGUUGAUGUCUGUAAGAAGUUGUUGGGCAAAUAUCCCAACGUAGACGCUCGAUUAUUCAUCGGGGGGAAGAAAGUUGGAAUCAACCCCAAGAUCAACAACCUGAUGCCAGGCUACGAAGGAGCCAAAUACGACCUGGUCUGGAUCUGUGACAGUGGCAUCAGAGUGAAACCUGACACGCUGACAGAUUUGACCAGUCAGAUGACAGAGAAGGUAGGAUUGGUCCAUGGUUUGCCAUAUGUUGCCGACCGCCAAGGCUUCGCUGCCACACUGGAACAGGUUUAUUUUGGGACGUCUCACCCUCGUUCCUACAUCUCGGCUAACGUGACAGGGAUAAAGUGCGUGACAGGGAUGUCGUGUCUGAUGAGGAAGGACGUGUUGGAUCAGGCCGGCGGAUUGGUCGCCUUCGCUCAGUACAUCGCCGAAGAUUACUUCAUGGCUAAAGCCAUUGCUGACAGAGGCUGGAAGUUCUCCAUGGCAACACAGGUGGCGAUGCAGAAUUCAGGAUCAUACUCCAUUGGCCAGUUUCAGUCCCGCAUGAUCAGGUGGACGAAGUUGAGGAUCAACAUGCUUCCCGGCACCGUGUUGGAGCCUGUGUCCGAGUGCUUCCUGGCCAGCCUCAUCAUUGGCUGGGCUGCUCAUCAUGUGUUCAGGUGGGACAUGAUGGUGUUCUUCAUGUGUCACUGUCUGGCCUGGUUUAUAUCCGACUACAUCCAGCUCACCGGAGUCCAGGGCGGCUCCCUGUGCUUCUCGAAGCUGGACUUCGCUGUGGCCUGGUUCAUCCGAGAGUCGAUGGCGGUGCAGAUCUUCCUGUCGGCUCUGUGGGACCCGACCAUCAGCUGGAGGACCGGACGUUACCGGCUGCGCUGCGGCGGCACUGCCGAAGAGAUCCUCGACGUCUAGUUACCACGGUAACUGGCUGUGCCCUCGUCCUUCUCUUCCUCGUCUCCACGAUCAGACGAGGACGAUGAAGGAGAGAAAGAGACUGAUGUUUAUUUGUUUUUGUUUUUUAUGAGAAAAACUGAAGCGUGUGUGUGUUUGUGUGUUUUUAACUAUUUAUGUUCCUUUUGGUGCUAAAACGAAAUGAUGCCAGAACAAGCCAAUGAGAGCGCAGGAAGGAAGGACGAAAGGAAAGGUGACGCAUCGCACUGAAUCUGAUCUUUGAUUGGACCAGAAGAACAGAAAUUGAGAAAAAAUCAGCCAAUGAGGAGAGAGGAGUUCAAAUUCUAUCUCCUCAUUGGCUGAAUUUUCAGUUUUUUCUUUGUCGGCUUUUCCUGUUGGGUUUUCAGGAACCAGGGACCAGAUUUAGUUUUUGGAUCCACGUCAGUCCUUGUUCUCAGGGUGGGACUUUGUGGUGGUUCAGUUCUGUUGUGGUGGAGUUUGCACGGCUUCUGCUCGCGGUGCCUAAAGAGACUCGCUUUGGUUGAAGAGGUGAAUUUUCUGCUCGAGUCAGAUUCCAGGAAAACGAUCUGUUGAUCUGUGCAGUUUAAAGCAGGAGUGUUCAACGUUUUUCAGGCCAAGGACCUGAAACUGAUGGAGAGAUGGAGCAGGGACGCCCCCCCCCCCCCCGCCUCGCUAAAAUGUUCAAUUCAUGUUAAUGUUCACGACCCCCCUGCAUUACCUCCGCGGACCCCCUAGGGCUCACGGACUCCCUGUUGAAGACCUCUGGUUUAAAGGUUUAAACAGGUGUCACUGCGAUCAGCCAAUGAGAAGAGAGAAUGGAUUUCUUCUAAAUGACCUGAUGUUUGACUGAAAAACAAAAAAACGCUGCUUCACUAAAGAUAAAAAGAAAAGACGCGAUCGUGAAACUGGUCUCGUCAUAAAAGAGACAUUUGUAACGGAACUGAACAAAAAAUGCCUCAUUACGAGAGCUGAUGUGAUCGGAUGUUUAUUGAGUUAUUAAAAUAAUUACAAGAACUUUAUUCAGUUAUUUGGGACAAAAUAAUUUUCAUAAUUAUGGAAUAUUUUGUGAUUAUGAAACAUCUCAUAAUUAAAAAAAACUUUGUCUUGUGACAUUUUUUCUUGUAUUUAUUACAAGAAAAUGAGUAAUUAUGAGAUAAGUAAUCAGUAGAUUAAACAUGUUAAUUACAAAAAGUCUCAGUAUUUUGUCUAUAGUGAAGAUGCUUCUGUCCCACAAGACGUCGAAGUGACGCAGAAAAGAAGCAGCUACAACAACAGCAGCAGCCAAUGAGAUCAGAGAAUCUUUGAUUAGUGAAUCUUUUUUUGGGGGUGGGGCUUAAACUCUUCCCCCGACAUAAAAGACGUCAACACGAUCCAGCACUGAAUUAAUUCCAGUAUUUUGUGAUGUUUAAUGGUCACAUUUCAUUUCAUUCACAAAAAAACAUCGGACCAAAACAAAAAAAUUCACAUUUCUGAACGUUUUUUUGUUUUGAAGAGUCUGACACUGUCCUCUGUGUGUGUGUGUGUGUGACAGAGAGUGUGUGUGUGUGUGUGGACGAUCUCGGGUGUUUUCUAAACCCGCAUUGCUUUACUGUUAGCUGUUAGCCGUUAGCUGUUAGCGUAACCACAGGCGGUUUGGUUGAUGACAUCAGAGUCGGACGAACCCCUGAUGCUGUCGUCCAGUGAGAUCAGUAUGAUUCUUAUUUGUUUUUUUUUUUGUAAUGUUGUUGAUGCUGCUGACGUCUGCAGCUGACGAUUGUCAACACAGGAGCGAUAAAAUAAAGUUUUAUCCUUUCAAAGAU
Messenger RNA from Toxotes jaculatrix (banded archerfish), 3335 nucleotides. RefSeq names its product UDP-glucose ceramide glucosyltransferase (gene ugcg). Gene Ontology annotation, cellular component: membrane. NCBI's taxonomy places the organism in Eukaryota, Metazoa, Chordata, Actinopteri, Toxotidae. Gene Ontology annotation, molecular function: ceramide glucosyltransferase activity. Bases 352 to 1536 code for a protein of 394 amino acids. Gene Ontology annotation, biological process: glucosylceramide biosynthetic process. The record is from RefSeq and is a predicted model, not a curated record. The transcript has 10 exons.